Messenger RNA from Spirometra erinaceieuropaei, 3035 nucleotides. The record is from the annotation of a GenBank genome assembly. Lineage: Eukaryota; Metazoa; Platyhelminthes; Cestoda; Diphyllobothriidea; Diphyllobothriidae.
AUGUCGGCUGUUGUCUACCGACUUCAGUGCAGCUGCGGAAUGUGUAACUACGUUGGGGAAACCGGCCGACGGCUGCAAACGCGCAUGCAAGAGCAUAAGUUGGCCGUGCGAAGGCUGGACCCAAAGUCGGAGGUAGCAACCCAUGCCGCCCAAAUGGGACACGUCUUCAACUUUGACGCCGUUGAAAUUGUGGGCCGAGGUGAUGAUCAUACGGCAAGGCAGGUGCAAGAAGCCUGGAUGUCUACAGACUGUUCUGUCAACCGCCACAUCAAUUUACCUCCCCCUUAUCUGGUUUUACGGACAUUCUUCACGGGGGACAGUCACGGCGCAGGACAAUCGGGGCCGCCAAUUAUCACCGCGGCCGACGAAGUUGGGCGGGAUUCAGGUCACGGUGACAUGCGGGUCGGAUGCAGCCACGCAGGCGGCAUUGAUGGGCCAGGCAUUGGACAAAGUGCGCCAUAAAAGGAAGGCUGUGUGCACUACUGCUCAGUCUCUGAAGAUGGGUAGAAGAAACGACUACCCGAAACGUCAGACCUCAAAUACACCUCUCCCGGUGAACGCCUCCUCCUCUUUUGAUAUGCCACCCGGGAAUCGCAUUUUCACCACUAUUGUUGUGAAAACUUGAAGCGCUCACCCCAUCAUUAUUGUCUUCGUCAUUCCGCUAUUUUCCGUAAAGCUUCACUCAUUGUUAUGCGACCAACAGUGACGGUACAGUCUGGGCGGACUGUCAUGUCAGCAACAGCCGUUUCUAUUUGACUGUUCGUUAUUUCUGUUCUAUGUCCAGAAUAUAUGUGUGUGUACGUCGGAUGUUUCAAAUUUUACCACUGAAUAUUCCCUUAACAUAAUGUGUUCAGUUCCAUCGUUCGAUGUUUUUGUUAAAUAAGACUUUCGUUUGUCGUUAACUGUUGCUUUGCGGACAACGGUAUGGAAAAGGACCGCGCUUAACAGACGUCAGUCUGUGGAGCACGUCAUAUGGGCUUUUAUCUUAGCAUCCAUUCACAGGCCUUUGCAGACACUCCACUGCCAAUAACGACCACUUGCCAUGACUUCAAACCAUCACUCGAACUCCCUUGUUUUUUGAAGUUUACUUUUUGUUUGUUUUUAAUUACUGCGCUCAUUUCCCUUGUCGUACGAAAGCGUACGAUGAGUGCUUCGGGAAAAAUCCAAACGACUUCUGUGUUUUCCCACACUUUGUCAGCUUACCGUCUAAUGUGCUGGCCCACCCGUAAAACUCCCCUUAUCACCAAUCAUUUGUGACACGACCCACAGUCUACCGACAGUAAAGGGGGUCCUUCUCCAUACGGUUGCCGUUUUGCGUUUUCCAUUGGUUGGGAAGUUGUAAUAAAAGCAAAAGGCCGACAUGCUGCCGUACACCAGCUGGCUCUGCGUCGUGUUUCCUACCAGUUAUCCCAUCCAUCUGUAGAUACAAUGGUUUCAGGUGAUGUGAUUAUGAAUUUUUUGUCUUAAGUAGUAUGUUCUGGGGAGUUUACGGCUUGGUAACGAAGCAAACAUUUUAACCGUCAACGGACUAUCUGUGGUUACCGUUUGCUCCCCUAAUUCGGUCCCCUUCAGGUAGUCGCUGUUGCUAGAUCUUAAUUGGACUCUUUAAACGUCUUUCACGCGAUCUGCGUUUUGGAAGUCCUUGUGAAUGCAUCACAUGAUGGAUGUUUCAGCUUGACAUGACUAGUGCCGCAUUCGAAAGUGAUUUUAAGCUCAGAAGAGUGGUAGAUUCGCAUUUAUGUCUUCUUUCUGAGUUACAGCUUGUAUUUUCCUGAUAUUGAAACUUGGUUUCGUGGCAGACACAUGAAGUGCGUAAAUGCGCAAAACACAAGUACUCUACGAAUACCGUGUAUUUAGCGGUCUUAUAAAUUCUCAUCACUACAAACUUUUCUAAGCCAAAGGAUACCGUUUUUCGGGUAUAAAAUCCAAGAAAGACGUGGUCUGCUGCCAAAUGAGUACAAGAAAGCAUGUUUUUGAUCGUUUUCCCUAAAACAUAUUUGAGCUUUUAUGGUCGUAUAAAAUCAAUGCAAAACGUCCUUGCUAGUUAGGUAAUAACUUUUUUUAUCGAAUAUGGUAUAUGCAGGUUCUCGGAAACAUGCAUUUUAAAGCCGAAGUCGUGGCAUGACUGAAACAACUGGGAGUUACGCCACAUAGUAGUCAGUGUCACAAACUUAAAUAAUCCUUUUAAAUCGCGAACACCUUUUGGUAUUUGGUCGUAGUAUCUGUGGAUUCGGUCGAUGACUGUAUUCCAGGUUUGAGGAUAUAUAUCCGUAAACUGCUGAAAUUCCAUCCAUGCGCUUUAAAUUAGUAUCUGCACUUAUUAUUUUGAACUGUGUCCUCCGACCGAAACAUUAUGUCAUAUUUAUUUUUACAAGGAUCUGAUGGGCAUUCUCGUUUCUGAUGUGAGUCACUUGAAGUUCUAAUAGAGCCCUUAGCGGAAGCAUGCUAAUUGCAUUUCGAGCAAAUGGUUUUGGUGACAGUCGGUUUCCCAACCAACUGUAUCUUAACGUAUAGACUAAGAAAACCUAUUAAAUGUCAUAUGAAGAAAUAAUGGAGUUCAUUUUGAAACCCAGACGUUACUAUCGAUUACGCCCACUUCUCGGAAUGCUGUUGCUUAAGGUGACCUCUUGUUUGGGGAGUCGUUGUUUACUUCAUAUUGAUAUCAAAGGACGAUCAAAAAUCUACAAAAUGCUUUCAAAACGUCAGGAGAACCACAACUCCUCCAGUUUGAAGAAAUGCAAGAAAUUCCCGAAAUUUCCUUGAUGCAAAAAGCUUUCUCGACUUCGUCGUCGUGGUCGUACAGUCUGGAACGUUUAUCAGACGGAAAGAACUUAUAUCCGAACCUCGAUCUCUGAAAUCUGAUUUCGGUCACAAAGGGUCUUCCCUGUUCGCAUUAACAUAAAAAGCAUAGGCAGACUGUGUGAACAAUAGGAAAAGGGUUGAUUAAGGGAGAGGAAAACUCGGAGGAGGAGGAGGAGGAAGAGGAGGAGGAGGAGGAGGAAGAGGAGGAGGAGGAGGAGGAGGAGGAGUGUUAA